AUGAACGAAGAAUCUCCUAAUUUUUAUUUACCAAUAGAAACACAACAACAAAAACUUCAUUUUGAUAUUCCAACUACUCUUCAAGAUUCAAUGAAAUAUGAUUCAAAACGUCAACAAUUUUAUAGUUACUCUAAAUUAAUUAUUGAUGAAUCAGAAAACGAAAGUGAUAUUAAUUCUUUAUUACAUACAGGUAUUCUAGAUUCCGAUCCUAAAAGAACUACUAUUUUUCGAAUGUCGAAAUUUUCUGAUGAUAUUAAUAAUGAAUUAGGAAAUAUUGAAAUAUUAUCAACAAUUAAAUUAUGUAUAGAAGUUGCUAUUGAUGCAAAAAUAAUUGAUGUUACUGUUCAUGAAGAUUUUCAAUAUAUUUGCUCAUGUUAA
Messenger RNA from Rotaria sordida, 378 nucleotides. The record is from the annotation of a GenBank genome assembly. Lineage: Eukaryota; Metazoa; Rotifera; Eurotatoria; Philodinida; Philodinidae.